UCUAGGGUCCUCAUUUUCCUGCAGCAUAGAGACCAACACCAUCUCAAGCUAGGUCUCCACCUGCGAACCUGAACACCUGACCCUAACACCUGAGCCUAACACCUGACCUUAACCCCUGACCCUACCUGGCUGUGCUUCAUACAGGCUGAUUUUGUUUUUGUCACAACCCUCUUGUCUGAUUUGAUCUGACUUGAUCUGACAUGUUCCAGUCUCCUGAGAAAGGAGGUGCUGUUUCUAAAACGGCUCUCUCUGAGCUGCCGGAGCCCAAAGCUGGAAGCCUCGACCCCAACAGAAACAAGAAUGAAUGCAGGGUCCAGGUGGAAAGAGCAGGGUCACCUGUACCCAGCUGUAUUUCAAUGAAGAGCGACAGCUCAAUGGAUCCACCUUGGAACUUCAGAGGAGAGUCUACAGAUGACUCAAGGGUCCAGCAGUCACUGGAGGGCAGCUGUUUAACUGAGAAGAGUCUAGAGGUGUUUACCAUCACAACAAAGUCUCUCCUGCGCACUCUGAUGAAGCUGAAGAAGGAUGAAAUGUUGGAACAGUUUCAAAGCCAUUUGACACAGGAUUUCCCUGAAUGCUUUAAGAGUGUGGCUGAAGAUCCUCCUGUACUGGAUACGUUUAUGAAGAUGAAGAAAUUAUUUAAGAGUAAUCAAAGCUGUGAUUACCCAGAAUGCACUGAAAGAGAACAGGAAGAUCCAGAGGCCCUGUGCAUAGUUGAGAAGAUGCUGGAGACCUGUGGCAGUGAGAUGUCUCUUAAGGCCACACUCCACAUCCUGAGGAAAUUGAAGCAGAAGGAUCUCAUGAAGUCACUGGAGAGAGAUAUAUCCAUAAUAAGAGUCCAGCAGGCACUGAAAACUGAUUUGCAGAAGAAGUUUGAAUGCAUAUUGGAAGGUUUAGCAAAUUACAGUCACCCAGUACCCCUCAAUGAGAUCUAUACAGAGCUCUACAUCACAGAAGGGGGAAGUGAGGAUGUCAAUAAUGAACAUGAGAUUGGACAAAUUGAGACAGCAUCCAAGAGACAAACCACACAGGAGACUGCAAUCCUCUGCAAUGACAUCUUUAAGCCUAUACCUGGACAAGAGAAACCCAUCAGAACUGUGCUUACAAAGGGCAUCGCUGGUAUUGGGAAAACUGUCUCUGUGCAAAAGUUCAUUCUGGACUGGGCAGAAGGAAGAGCCAAUCAGGACGUUGAUUUCAUCUUCACUCUUCCUUUCCGAGACCUGAAUCUGCAGAAGGAAAAAGCAUUCAGUCUGAUGCAACUUCUGCAGCGCUACUUCCCACAACUGAAAGAGAUCAAAAGUUUUGAAGGUGAUGAAGUCAAAGUUGUGUUUAUCUUUGAUGGCCUUGAUGAAUGUCGACUUCCUCUACAUUUCCAAAGCAAUGAGAUCUGCUGUGAUAUAACAGAGUCAUCAUCAGUGGAUGUGCUGCUGACCAACCUUAUUAAGGGGAAUCUGCUUCCCUCUGCUCUCCUCUGGAUUACCUCUCGACCAGCAGCAGCCAAUCAGAUCCCUCCUGAGUGUGUCCAUCGGCUUACAGAGGUACGAGGGUUCAGUGACCUCCAGAAGGAAGAGUACUUCAGGAAGAGGAUCAGAGACCAGAACCUGGCUAGCAAAGUUAUUUCACACAUAAAGUCAUCCAGGAGUCUCUACAUCAUGUGUCACAUACCUGUCUUCUGCUGGAUUUCUGCUACUGUUCUGGAGACAAUGUUGGGCGAAGCAGAGAGUGCAAAUCUGCCCAAAACUCUGACUGAAAUGUACACACACUUCCUGCUCAUUCAGACUAAUGUGAAGAAUCAAAAGUAUCAUGGUACUGAUGAGACAAACCCAAAGAUGAUGUCAGCAUCAGAUACAGAUAUAAUCUUGAAACUGGGGCAGCUGGCUUUUCUACAGCUGGAAAAGGGCAAUCUGAUAUUCUAUGAAGAGGACCUGAGAGAGAGUAAUAUUGAUAUCAGUGAUGCUUCAGUGUACUCUGGGGUGUGCACAGAGAUCUUUAAAGUGGAUCAUGGGUUGUACCAGCAGAAGGUCUACUGCUUUGUACAUUUGAGCAUUCAGGAGUAUCUGGCUGCCUUGUUUGUGUUUCGUUCAUGUAUAAAUGAAAACAAAAAUGUACUCAAAGGAGAACAAUCAAAACCUCACAAUGAAAGAGUGCAGCUGUCUGAGUUACACAGGAGUGCAGUGGAUCAGGCCUUAGAGAGUAAGAAUGGACACCUGGACCUUUUCCUCCGAUUCCUUCUUGGCCUCUCUUUGGACUCCAUUCAGAAACUCUUAGGAAGAUUACUGACACAGACCAGAAGCAAAUUACCUAGCAUUGAGAAAACAGUCCAGUAUGUUAAGAUUAAGAUCAGAGAAGAAACUUCUCCAGAGAGGACCAUUAAUCUGUUCCACUGUCUCAAUGAACUGAAUGACAACUCUUUAGUGGAGGAAAUCCAGAAUUCGUUGAGAUCAGGAACACUUUCUGAUAAAGAGCUGGAACCUCACCAGUGUUCAGCUCUGGCCUUUGUGUUACUGAUGUCAGAGGAAGUCCUGGAUGAGUUUGACUUGACGACCUACAACACAUCAGCAGCAGGUCAUCAGAGACUGGUACCAGUAGUCAGGAACUGUAGGAAAGCCAUACUGCACAGCUGUGACCUCACAGAGAAGUCCUGUGAAAUUGUGGCUUCAGCUCUCCAGUCAUCAGACUCACCCCUGAGAGAUCUGGACCUCAGCUACAAUAACCUGGGAGAUUCAGGAGUGAAGCUGCUCUGUGCUGCACUGAUGAGUCCAAACUGUAAAUUACAGAGACUGGGGCUGGGUUGGUGUAAUCUCACAGAGGGCUGCUGUGAUGUUCUGGCCUCAGUCCUGCAUUCUCCUCACUCAGAGCUGAGAGAUCUGGAGCUCAGAGACAAUGAGCUGCACGAUUCAGGAGUGAGAGCGCUCUCUGCUGGACUGGAGAACCCACACUGUAAACUGCAGAGACUGGGGCUGUCAGGCUGUAGAGUCACACAGAGAGGCUGUGAUUUACUGGCAUCAGCUCUGUAUUCAAACCCCUCACACCUGAGAGAGCUGGACCUGAGAUACAAUCACCCAGGAGACUCAGGAGUGAGAGCGCUGUCUGCUGCUAAACUGGACACACUCACACUGCUUGUGGAUCAUGGAGGAGAAAGUAGGAACCAAGCAGGACCCAGAAAAUAUGGCUGUCAUCUCACACUGGACCCAAACUCAGCGAACAGGAAGCUGCGGCUGUCUGAGGGGAACAGGAAGGUGGCGUACACGGGGAGAACGGAGGUUCCGUAUCCUCAGCAUCCCGACAGAUUUGAUUUCCGGAGGCAGGUUGUGAGCCGAGAGACUUUGACGGGGCGCUGUUACUGGGAGGCGGAGUUCAGCGUGUCUGAGAAGGGAGGGGUCCAUUUUGCAGUGACAUAUAAAGGAAUCAGCAGGAAAGGACGCGGGCAUGACUCUGAGUUUGGAUGGAAUCAAAACUCCUGGAGUCUGUGGUGCUCUAAAAAAAGUUAUUCUCUCAAGCGCAAUAAGAACAUAACACUGCCUAUCACCCCGUCCCCCUACCGCAGAGUCUAUGAUAAAGAUGUUCGUAGAAGAGUGUGUUUGUACAGGGUAGGAGUGUGUGUUGACUGUGCAUCAGGCACUCUGUCCUUCUUCAGCAUCUCAGACUCUGACACACUGACCCUCCUGCACAGAUUCCACACUCACUUCACUGAACACACACCCCUCUGUGCUGGAUUUGCAGUGUUUGGAUACCCCUCAUCACUGUCCUUGCUUGAACUGGAGUAGAGUUUCUCUCUCUCUCUCUCUCUCAUACACACACACAAUGCAAACACACAAACACAUUUCAAUGCAAAGCUUUCACUGUUUUUGUAGAAUGUUUGGAAACAUGAUAUUGCAAUACAGGAUUGUUGACAAAUUGUAUUUAAUCUCAAAGAUCACAUAAUAUGCUUUUAGGUAUCAAUCAUAAAAAUACGUACAAAUCAAGUUAUUGUUAUACAAUAUUAUACAAUAGUGUAUUUUACUAAAGAUAGUAUAUAUUUGUAAAGGAAAGGGGAAAUAUUAUUUUAAUGCUCUAGUGAUAAGUUAGUUGUUAGGGUUGGGUCACAUACACUGCUGGUCCUAUAUGGGGGCUAGUGGAGACCCCCGGGUGCCACUGUAGAUGGCCAAAAUAAUGGACAGUGGUAUUAAUUGUGUGCCCCAUCCUGACACUAAUGUUUGGUCUUAAUAAAGAUGUAUUACUUUAGCAAUUUCA
Anguilla anguilla (European eel) is the source of this 4233-nucleotide messenger RNA. RefSeq names its product NLR family CARD domain-containing protein 3-like. The coding region runs from base 201 to 3767 and encodes 1188 amino acids. NCBI's taxonomy places the organism in Eukaryota, Metazoa, Chordata, Actinopteri, Anguilliformes, Anguillidae. The record is from RefSeq and is a predicted model, not a curated record. The transcript is spliced from 12 exons. Gene Ontology annotation, molecular function: protein binding.